Molecule: messenger RNA, 1425 nt
Organism: Darwinula stevensoni
Lineage: Eukaryota; Metazoa; Arthropoda; Ostracoda; Podocopida; Darwinulidae
Source: the annotation of a GenBank genome assembly
AUGUGUGAGUGGGUGUAUUUGAACAAUGACUUCCCCAUAGGAUGUGAUGUAUAUGGCACUUCCUAUGAUAUACGUCAAGCAGACGAGGAUGGGGAAGAGGGGUCCAUGGUUCAGUUCUCCCCUGAGAAACUUCGAGAGAUGGGACACAGGAGACGAUCCAACACCGCACAGCGUCUUGAAAAGCUCAAAAAAGAGAAAAGGCAGGCUGCAAAGUGUAGAAAUGUGACUUGGCGUGAGAGGCACAUGAACCUCACUGAAGAGAAACUGUCAGAGUUGUUCACUGAGAAGGAACUUGAAACUCCUAUGGAGCCCAUUGGUAAUAAGGUUGUAUCAUGCUUUUCUGAGCUUCUGAAGAUAACUCCCAGCAUGCCAACCAAUCCCUUUGCACAAUAUGCAAAGUUUGAUGGCAAUUCAAAUGUGGGAGUUCCAAUAAAGCGUAUCAACAUUAAUCUGACAGCUUUACCAAAGUCACAGCAGACAAAACCACUCCCUGUCAGUGUAGUGGCAUCUGCUAGGGUUUCUGACUUGAUAGGACUUGUUUGUUACUUGUACACAAAUGAGAAUCUUCAACCACCACUCAUUUCAAGGGCUGAAGCAUAUAGCCUCUUCAUGGCAGAUGAAGAUGGUACAGUGGACCUUGAUCUUCCAUGCUUGAACCCACGAGACAAUAUUUCAAAGUUUCUCUUCAGUGUGUUGGCUCUUGUAGAGAAUCCAGAUAGGGGUAUACAUGGAGAAAAAAAGUUUGUCCAUGUGAAUAUGCCAGAUGACAGUUCUGUGGAUAUUGAGUUGUCCAGUGAAUGUGAAACUGCCGAAGGCCUAGUCAAGCAGGGCCUUAAAAGGGCCAAAUUGUUGAGCAAGUAUCGUGUCAGUGAUGUGCAGCUCUACAAGAAGUCUGAUCCCAAUGUGCCAUUGAGUCAUGACACUCGUAUGUCAUCUGUGGAUGAUCGAGAACUUGUAAUCAGAAGAAAAAGUGAAGCUACUGCAACUGAUGGGUGCCUCACCCAAGAACUCCUGAUUAUUGAUGCCCCUCGUUAUGAGUGUUUCCGGGUAUCACAGGUGCAUAAAAUCAUGUCAUCAACAGAAGUCCAGAUGGGUAUCUCAGGAGAAAAGAUUGAAAUUGUUCCUGCUCAGGCCAGCAUGGCAUCCAAACUCCUAUCCAAACCUACUAAACUCAUUUCAUAUGACAUGAACAAUGUGGCUGACUGCAUCCUCAUUGAGGAACGAUAUAACUGUGCAUACUUCCGCUUCAUAUUUUCAGAUGGAGAAGGGAAUUUCAAGACAUAUGACUUUGAAGGAGACAAAGAUAUAGUAAAGAUGAUCGUGGAAAAAUGCCAUAAUAUUUUAGAGUUGCAUCCUAGUCAAGUGAGACAGGAGUAUCUUGCAAUAAAAGAGACUCGAUCAAACAGGAAGAAGGCAAAGAAGUGA